Molecule: messenger RNA, 1234 nt
Organism: Anopheles maculipalpis
Lineage: Eukaryota; Metazoa; Arthropoda; Insecta; Diptera; Culicidae
Exons: 6
Coding region: 36-1211 (391 amino acids)
Biological process (GO): cell-matrix adhesion
Cellular component (GO): basement membrane
Source: RefSeq, a predicted model, not a curated record
UGAGCGUUCAUCAGUUGAGUUGUAGCCACAAUCCAAUGAUGACACCAGUCAAAAUGGAAUCCUGGAAGAUCCAAGUUUUGCACGCAAUCACAUUGGUUUUGUUAUCCAAUCCAAUUUCCACAAAGUUAGUUCCUGAUUGUUCCAGCACGCUCGGAUGUCUUUCAUAUCCCGUUGACACUUCCUGUCCGAAUCCGGACGAGUUCUGGUCGCCGACGGCUGUCCUCGGUGGAUGUUGUCCCGGUUGUGUCCGUGGGCUUCCCCUUGGGACACCGUGCGGCAUUGGAACUACAACAACGGACGAUCCUACCCUGCCGGACACUCCCUGUGCUCCGGGUUUGGUGUGUGGACUUGGUAAUGUUUGCCGCUUGAAUACGGGAGACUGUUUAUCGACGUAUCACGUACCUCCCGAUACCAUUGACUGGGUUCCGCAGUGCGAUAGUCGGGGCCGGUUCGCACCCAAACAAUGCCGCGGAGAUCGUAUCAACGGACGGUGCUUUUGCUAUUCCGCCGAGGGUAAACGCGUUUUUGGCUGGAGCUGGCGUAGUGAGGCACAAAGCAUGACCUGCGCUUGCAGUCGACGACGGGCGGAACUGGAAGCGGAGGGCAGGUUUGAUGUAACGCUGCACUGUACACAGAACGGAAACUACGAGGAACUGCAGUGUGAUGAAGGUGUUUGCUGGUGUACCGAUUCAAAAACUGGCUUCCAAAUGCCCGGAACUCGUGCCGUUCCAGAGGAUUUGUGGACUUUGCUACCGUGCUAUAACGGAACACUUCACGGGGCGCAGUAUCUGAGACGUUGCGAAAGUGUAGCGUUUUCGCAGAUACUUCAACGCAAACAAUUCAUCAUCCGCGGGCACACGGGCGUAACGUUCACCGAUACACUGUGCGAGUACGAUGGCGGACACGGGCGGUACAUUAUCGAAGGACAAGAAGCUUCCUGCACAUGGUACGAUGGCACUAAAAUCGAUCCCUACAAAACGUCACUACAAACCCUGGCAGCAAUGAACUGCAAUUGCGCACGCGACCUAAAGCUUUUCAUGCUGGCCGGGCGGAAGAUGGAGCUGGCCUGCGAAGGAAACGGUAACUAUGUGCCGCUACAGUCGCGCAACGGUGCACUGUUUUGCGUCGAUCCGGACGGGUUCGUGGUGGCGGAGAACGUACCGGCCCAGACAAACUGUGAGCAGUUCAUUUUCGGCGCAAGUUUGCUGUGACGAAUCGGAUAUGCAUUGUUCAA